AGACGACAGUACCUUGUCAUUUUGUAAAAGAUGCAUCCUUGCGUUCCUCUCUGAAUUAAAGUGUUGAUUUUAUAGUUGGGAAUGUAAGAGAUUAAUAUAUAUGUAUAUAUAAUAUAACAAUAAUUCAAACAAAGUAAAAUUAACUUUGUGUAAUUUAAAACACGCUAUCACCAUUGAGGACGAAAAGAAAAGUGUAAUACAACAACUCUUAUUAAUUUGCAUGUUUCGUUUGCCGAUGCUUUGUGCUUUUUUAUUUAAUUAUACAAACAUAGGUAUUACUAGUUGCCAAUAUGCUUUUAGCGUUUUAGCAUGUUAAUUAAUUUACAGCUAUUUGAUAGUUGACUUUGAUUUCUGCUAAAAGAGAAUGGAACCUGCCCUUCCUUCCCAAACCUUUGUUCCUCCAGCUGGUAUAGGAACUCCUCCAAUAAUCCCUCAAGUACCUAUGCCUGCUUUAGGAGCAUUUCCAUCUAUGAUUCCAUCUUUCAAUGUACCUCCACCAGGAUUUGGCAACUUUGGUCCUCCAGGAGUUGUACCGCCGAAUAUAGCUCCUAUUGUUCCAGGCAGUGAAUGGAGUGAACAUAAAGCUCCUGACGGAAGAACCUAUUAUUAUAAUUCUGCUACAAAACAGAGUUCCUGGCAAAAGCCGGACCAACUAAAAACACCUGCCGAGCUGUUAUUGUCACAAUGCCCCUGGAAAGAAUAUACAGCUGAUAGUGGUAAAAUUUACUACCAUAAUGUAAAUACAAAAGAAUCUAGAUGGGUUAUACCUCCUGAACUAGAAGAAAUAAAGAAGAAAAUAGCAGCUGAAGAAUUGAAACCUUCUUCGGGUGCUGCUACUCCUAGGGAAGUGAACAGCCCAGUACCUAUCUCACAACCUCUUGUAGUGUCUACAGGAUCCACUGGACCAAACUCUCCAGCAAUUUCAAAUGCAAGUCCUGGAGGAAAAAGUGCUCUGGAAGCAGCGAUGGAAGCAACUUUAGCAGCUAUCUCAUUACCGAAUCCUCCUGCAAAACCAGAUGAGGAUUCGAAACCUUCAAAUCAAGAUGUUGUAAAAGAGCCUCGUAUUUCAACACCAGAACCAAAGGUAUUUAAAGAUAAAAAAGAAGCUAUGGAGGCUUUCAAAGAGCUUUUAAAGGAUAAAAAUGUACCAUCCAAUGCCAGCUGGGAGCAAUGUGUUAAAAUAAUAUCUACAGAUCCCAGAUAUGAAACAUUUAAGAAGCUGAAUGAGAAAAAACAGGUUUUCAAUGCAUACAAGACUCAAAAACAAAAAGAUGAAAAAGAUGAACAAAGACUGAAAUCCAAAAAGUAUAAGGAAAACUUGGAAGAAUUUCUUCUUACCACUGAUCUUAUCAGUUCAACUACGAAAUACUAUAGAUGUGAUGAAUUAUUUAGUACUAUGGAGGUAUGGAGCAAUGUCAAUGACUCUGAUCGCAGAGAUAUUUAUGAUGAUGUUAUGUUUACUUUGGCAAAAAGAGAAAAAGAAGAAGCAAAAAAUCUGAAAAAGCGUAAUAUGAAAAAACUAGCCGAGGUCCUCGAAUGUAUGACAAAAAUAAAUUUUGAUACUACAUGGUGUGAAGCACAGGUGCUGCUUUUAGAAAACAAUACUUUCAAAAACGAUGUUAAUUUACUUGCUAUGGAUAAAGAAGAUGCUCUUAUAGUAUUUGAAGAGCAUAUUAGAGUUUUGGAAAAAGAAUAUUUAGAAGAGAAAGAACGAGAAAAACGAAGAUUGAAAAGACAGUGUAGAAAAAAUAGAGAUCAAUUUUUAGCUUUAUUAGAUCAUUUACAUGAAGAAGGAAAGUUAACAUCCAUGUCUCUUUGGGUGGAAUUGUAUCCCAUUAUUUCAGCUGAUAUAAGAUUCUCAGCUAUGCUAGGCCAGAACGGUUCAACUCCUUUGGAUCUCUUCAAAUUUUAUGUGGAAGAUCUCAAGUCUCGAUUCCAUGACGAGAAGAAAAUAAUUAAAGAAAUCUUGAGGGAAAAAGAAUUUGAAGUUCAAAUUGAUACAACUUUUGACCAAUUUGCUACAGUAAUAUGUGAAGAUAAGAGAUCUGCAACUUUAGAUGCUGGAAAUGUGAAGUUAACCUAUAAUGCAUUCUUAGAAAAGGCGGAAGUUAAAGAAAAAGAGAGACAGAAAGAAGAAAAUAAAAGGAUUAAAAAGUUGGAGAUUAGUUUUAAGGCCCUUUUAAAGGAAAUGAAUAUAGACUUUGAACAGUCCUGGGAAGAAGUGAAAACAAAAUUAGAGAAAGAAGAGGAAUAUUUAGCGUUUGAGUCAGAUAGUGAACGGCAACGUGUAUAUAAGGAAUAUCAACAUGAAAUGGAGGAAUCGUGUAGUCAUCAUCAUUCUCGAUUUAAGAGAUCGAAGAAAAAAAAGAAGAAAGCAUAUAAAUCAUCAUCUAGCGAUUCCGAUAGCGAAAAACAUAAAAAAUCUUCGAAACAUCGAUCAAAAAGUCCGACCCCAUAUUCGGAAGAUAGCAGUGAGGAAUAUAGGAAAAAGAAAUCCAAGAAAAAACACAAGAGAAAAAUGUCCCCUAACACACCGCCAGAUAAGCACGUCAGCCGAGGCGAGUCUGAAGGAAGACGAGGAGAAAUGAGCGAGACAGAAUUAGAGAAGCAGAGGGCGCUGUUGUUGGCUAAAUUAAAUGAAAGUGAAUGACAAUAUUAAUGUAAAUUACGCCAUUAGGAAGUUUUAUAUUUUUACUCAAAAAUCAUUUAAUUUCUUAAUGUAUUUGUAUGAUUAAGUUGAAAUAUCAUUAUUGUAAUAACUUUUAUUGUUCGACAGUUUUGUAUAUUAAAAAAAUCUUCUGGGACUAAAAAAUA
This is a messenger RNA of Diorhabda carinulata, 2814 nucleotides long. It is a transcript of the gene Prp40, whose product is annotated as pre-mRNA-processing factor 40 homolog A. Gene Ontology annotation, biological process: mRNA cis splicing, via spliceosome. The record is from RefSeq and is a predicted model, not a curated record. The transcript is spliced from 13 exons. Gene Ontology annotation, cellular component: U1 snRNP; U2-type prespliceosome. Gene Ontology annotation, molecular function: protein binding; RNA binding. NCBI's taxonomy places the organism in Eukaryota, Metazoa, Arthropoda, Insecta, Coleoptera, Chrysomelidae. Bases 365 to 2650 code for a protein of 761 amino acids.